Molecule: messenger RNA, 210 nt
Organism: Salvelinus sp. IW2-2015
Lineage: Eukaryota; Metazoa; Chordata; Actinopteri; Salmoniformes; Salmonidae
Source: RefSeq, a predicted model, not a curated record
AUGCUUAUUUACGAUGCCACAGCCCAUUCACCCCACUAUCAUCAAGAAGGCAAGAAAAAGCUGGACAGCCUGAAGUGUCUGAACCUGUUCAACUGUGAGGUGACCAACCUGAAUGACUACAGGGAGAGUGUGUUCAAGCUGCUCCCACAGCUCACCUACCUGGACGGGUACGACGUGGAGGACCGAGAGGCACCCGACUCGGACGGAGAG